AUGGAGGCGCCGCUGCACGAGGCCCACGCGGCCCCCCAGGAACAGCAGCUGCAGCAGGAGGCUGCGCAUGGGCAGCAGCAGCAGCAGCAACAGCAGCAGCAGCAGCAGCAGCAGUUGCGGCUGGAGAGCGAUUUAGAAGGCGGGGGCCAUGCCGAAGGCCACGUGCCGCUGCUGAGCUCUCGGCCGCAGCAGCAGCAGCCGACUUUGCUGCAGCAACGGCAGCGGCAGCAUCAUCGGCACAACCGCGCAGCAGCAGCAGCAGCAGCAACAGCAGCAGCAGGAAGCUACUGGCUGCAGCUCAGGGUUUGGUGCACCCUUACAAUGCAUGCAGUGAAUAUCUUUCUGCACUCCCUCAACGCCCUGCUGCUCUUCAGGACGGGCGUCGUGGGGACUUCUCUUUUAGUCUUGUCUCUUCAGUCUCUUUCUUCUUUUCAUCUUUCCAUAAUUUACCUCGCAGACCGGCAGCCCCUUAAGGCAGCAGCAGCGCUUCUCGGGCUCAGCCUCUUCCUGGAGACAAAGGCGUUUGCUGCUGAGAGCAGCAGCAGCAGCAGCAGCAGCAGCAGCAGCGCCAGUCGCCUCGAAGAGAUUGAGGCUGUGUCUUUGCCUCUGACUCAUCUCCCGCUGCUGCACGUCUACACGAAUAUGCUGCUGUUUGGAAACGGCACCCACUUCAUACACGUCCUCAGGGGCCUGCAGGCAGCAGGAAGCCUCAAGAGUCUUAUCUUCCAGCACCCCAAGGCAGCAGCCUUUUGCGGUAAGCCAGCAGCAGCAGCAGCAGCAGCAGCAACGGCAGCAGCAGCAGCAGCAACGGCAGCAGCAGCAGCAGCACACGUUCGGCUGCUGCUGCUGUUUCACUCCGUGGACUUGUGCCUCCGCAUGCUUUCUUUGGGCCUGAUCAGCGACAGCAUUUUUGCCCCUUAUAAUUUCCUUGCUGUUUUCUUUUUGCAAACUCUCUACGUGAUUGUCUUUUUAAGUGUCUCCUUGAGCUUCCUUCCUUCUUUCCUCAAGGGGCUUUUUGCUGCUGCUGUUUCUCCCCUCCCUGUCCUCUUGGCCUCAGACGAAACUAUGUCCCGGCGUCGCCGCGCUGCUUCUGUUUUGCUGCUGCUGCGCUUCUUCGAGUUCUUUUUCAUUUUCUUUUUGGGAGCCAUUGCUUUCGACUCAGAAGCAGACGCCAGCCUCAGCACUGCUACGAAUGUCGGGCUUACGCUGCUGCUGCUGAACGUUCUGGUGCUGCCGCUGGUGCUGCUGCUGCAGCGGCACUAUACUGGGCUCGUGUCAGCGUGGCAGCAGCAGCAGCAGCAGCGCAGCCGCCGCGCCCACAUCGGGAUACGUUUGCUGCAGCUGCAGCAAGCGAGAAGCAGCAGCAACAGGAACAGCAGCAACGUGAGUGGCGCCGUUGAAGGGCAGCGCAGCAGCAGCACUAACGGGGCAGCAGCAUCAGCAGCAACAGAACGUGCUGCUGCUGCUGAUGCUGCUGCCGCCGUACCCAUUCCAUCAUAG
This is a messenger RNA of Eimeria necatrix, 1500 nucleotides long. RefSeq lists its product as hypothetical. Gene Ontology annotation, molecular function: calcium channel activity. Bases 1 to 1500 code for a protein of 499 amino acids. The record is from RefSeq and is a predicted model, not a curated record. NCBI's taxonomy places the organism in Eukaryota, Apicomplexa, Conoidasida, Eucoccidiorida, Eimeriidae. Gene Ontology annotation, biological process: calcium ion transmembrane transport; intracellular calcium ion homeostasis. The transcript is spliced from 8 exons.